CGCUCAGAUCUGUGGGCAAUCAAUAUAAACAGUGGACACAGUGGAGUUUUUCAGUCUUGAGUAGAGUGUGAUAUUGAAGAGCUGCUGCAAGCAUUGUUCAUUCGGCUAUUCACAAUGAAGUUUUCUGUUCUCCACGUACUGCCCAGAAGACCGAGGAAGACUAAAGAGGAAAUGGGUGCGGUCGGACACGACCCGGUGACAGCGACUGUUCUAUCACCUGUAAUGGAGGGCAGUGCCAAAACAGUACAUGGGAGGUUUAGGCAUAAACUGAAGAUGCCCCAAAUACUAGGCUUUGUGCCAAGACCACGAAGCCCCAAACCCAUAGUGGAGAGCAAUCCACCUCAAACAGAGGCGGUUUUGGACUUUAUGGGGAACCUGAAGGAAAAUCGCUUGGUGGAGGCUUGCCAGCAGUUGCUCUUGCGAGAGGACAAGCUAUUUGGCCAAGAAACCAUGACGGUAGAGGGGUUGGUUCAGGUUUGCAACGAGGACGAUAAAGACACGCUCCAAAAAGACUAUGAAACCCUGCUGCUCCACUUAUGGAUGGCAGUUCACACCACCUUUAAUUCCACACCCUCAGGAGAACACCUAGAGAUACUUCGGAGUGCGGUGGAAACCAUAACGCUGCUGGAAGAGAAGGACCAGCAAUGGGAAGGGCGGCCCGAGGGCAGCAGCGAGGCCCCCGUGUGGCGGCCACACCAGUGCCGGCACACCCACGACACCCUGCUUGAAAAAAUGGUGGAUUCUCAAAUGAGGAAUGCGACAGUGGAGGAGGACAAUCUUAGCGUUAGCAGUGUGGACAACCUGUCAACGUCCAUGAAAAGGGAGGUAUGUAGGAUGGGCAAGCGUCUGAAGGAGGACGUUCUCAGAGUGGCCAGGGACAUAAGGGACUGCUACCCCCCAGACUUUGACAUGUGCAACUUGUAUGUGAGACUUUACCAUCAGAAGUUCUCAGCAAGGUUAACAGAACUGGCCCGCUCUGGGCUCGAUGUGGAUGACUGUAACUACCUCCUCUGCUGGGUGAACAAUUACUAUCCAAAUGACAUCUUAAAACACAAAGACCUUGAGGGGCACAUCAACAUGGAGUCUUUGGGAACUCUUUUAUCUGAGAAGGAUCUCACAACAUUGGAGGAGCAGUAUCUACUACAAAAAGAGAGUAGAGUCAGGACCUGGUUCUCCAAGGCUCUCAGUAAGGAGGAGGAGGGUUGGCUCAGUGGAAAGAGUCCAGAACUCAUUGACGGGUACUGCUUCUGUCCUCUGGCCAUUGACAUCAUACAGGCUGUUGAUGGGGCCAUGAGAGAGGCCAGGACUAUUCUGGGCAGUGAGGCUAAAGCCCAGAGAAUCCUUUGUCAGCUGGACAGCUUCUUGAUGAGCUAUAAGAGAUCUCUUGAAGAAUUUGUGAAGGCAAGACGGGAGAACACUCAGGCAGUCGUGAAAGCUAACUUGGUUAACAUUGAACAAUUCAGAGACUUCAUAGUGAGAAGAGAGGAGUCAAUCCCAGAAGAGAUCCGGACAAGCUGUAUGUCCACAUUGGCAGACCUGAGAGACUGUGGCUACGGAUACUUCACCGGCCCCAUACAUGAGGAGCUCAGGGUGCAGUACCAUAGGCUGUGGACGCAGGCCUGGUUUACUGGGGGUCAGAUGGUACUGGAUGAAGUUCUGGGGACACUGGACAGACACAUGCAGCAAUUCACAGACCUCAAACCCAUCUGUGUGGAGGAGCUGCUGGGCCGGCUGCACAUGGAGAUGAUGGUGGAGUAUGUGAAGAGGAUGAUGAAGAGGAAGAUGAGGCUGAAGGACAAGGAGCAGCAGGAGGCAGCAGCCAAGUUACUGGCUGAAGACAGCAGCAAACUGAGUACCUACUUUACUGAAGCAGGGUCCAAAAUAAGCUGGCUGAAUGAGGUCCUCCCUAAAAUGGCGGAGGUGGUCAGACUGCAGGACCCAGGAAGCAUCCAGCUGGAGAUCGUCACCCUGGCUAGGGACUUCCCAGACCUUAGUUGGAGACAUAUUUCGGCUCUGCUUUCCCUCAAAGCCAACCUAUCCACUGCUGAUAUCCGCGGCAUCAAAGAGAGCCUGGUAGAGAACCGUCCUUCAGUCACCUCCUCCAAUACCAUCCCACCAUUCUUUUCCAAGGUUCCAGCAGGCAAAUUUUGGCACAUGCCAUCUUAAUUGUGUUAUUGUCUUGUUGUAAACUGUUUUUCUGGUUGAGACGACGUCAUAUAUCCAGAUUACAACUAACUGGUCUCUGUUAUCAAAUCAAAUGUAUUGGUCACACACAUAUUUAGCAGAUGUUAUUGCAAAGCUGUCAUCAAGGCAAAGCUGUCAUCAAGGCAACAGGGGGCUACUUUGAAGAAUUUAAUAUGUAAAAUAUGUUGAUUUGUUGAACAUAUUUUUGGUUAGUACAUGAUUCCAUAUGUGUUAUUUCAUAGUUUUGAUGUCUUCACUAUUAUUCGAUAAUGUAGAAAAUAGUACAAAUACAGUGCCUUGCAAAAGUAUUCACCCCGUUGAUAUUUUUUUUGCAUUCCAACAUGUAAUUUAAAUGGAUUUUUAUUUGAUUUAAUGUAAUGGACAGACACAAAAUAGUCCAAAUUGGUGAAGUGGAAUGAAAAUAAUUACUUGUUUCAACAACAUCCAAAUUUUUUUUUUUUAAACAAUAGAAAAGGGGUGCGUGCAUGUGUAUUGACCCCCUUUGGUAUGAAGCCCCUAAAUAAGACCUGGUGCAACCAAUUACCUUCAGAAGUCACAUAAUUAGUUAGAUUGCACACAGGUGGACUUUAUUUAAGUGUCACAUGAUCUAAGUAUAUUUUCACCUGUUCUGAAAGGCCCCAGGGUCUGCAACACCACUAAGCAAGCGGCACCAUGAAGACCAAGGAGCUCUCCAAACAGGUCAGAGAAGUACAGAUUAGGGUUGGGUUAUAAAGAAAUAUCAGAAACAUUGAACAUCCCACGGGGCACCAAUAAAUCCAUCAUAAAAUAAUUGAAAGAAUAUGGCACCACAACAAACCUGCCAAGAGAGGGCUGCCCACCAAAACUCACGGACCAGGCAAGGAAGGCAUAAAUCAGAGGCAAAAAAAGAGACCCAAGAUAACCCUGAAGGAGCUGCAAAGCUCCACAGCUGAAAUUGGAGUAUCUGUCCAUAGGACCACUUUAAGCCGAACAUUCCACAGAGCUGGGCUUUACGGAAGAGUGGCCAGAAAAAAGCCAUUUCUUAAAGAAAAAAUUAGCAAACACGUUUGGUGUUCACCGAAAGGCAGCUGGGAGACUCCCCAAACAUUGAAGAAGAUACUCUGGUCAGAUGAGACUAAAAUGGAUCUUUUUGGCCAUCAAGGAAAACCCGAUGUCUGGCGCGAACCCACCACCUCUCAUCACCCCGAGAAUACCAUCCCCACAGUGAUGCGUGGUGGCAGCAUCAUGCUGUGGGGAUGUUUUUCAUCGGCAGGGACUGGGAAACUGGUCAGAAUGGAAGGAAUGAUGGAUGGCUCUAAAUAUGAGGAAAUUCUUGAGGGAAAGCUGUUUCAGUCUUCCAUAGAUUUUAGACUGGGACAGAGGUUCACCUAGCAGCAGAACAAUGACCCUAAGCAUACUGCUAAAGCAACACUUGAGUGGUUUAAGUGGAAACAUUUAAAUGUCUUGGAAUGGCUUAGUCAAAGCCCAGACCUUAAUCCAAAUGAAAAUCUGUGAUAUGACUUAAAGAUUUCUGUACACCAGCGGAACCCAUCUAACUUGAAGGAGCUGGAGCAGUUUUGCCUUGAAGAAUGGGCAAAAAUCCCAGUGGCUAGAUGUGCCAAGCUUAUAGAGACAUACCCCAAGAGACUGGUGGCUCUACCAAAUUAUUGACUUUGGGGUGGGGGGGUGAACAGUUAUGCACGCUCAAUUUUUCUGUUUUUUUGUCUUAUUUCUUGUUUGUUUCACAGUAAAACAUAUUUUGCAUUUUCAGAGUGGUAGGCAUAUUGUAUAAAUCAAAUGAUACAAGCCCCCCCAAAAAAUCUAUUUUAAUUCCAGGUAGUAAGGCAACAAAAUAGGAAACAUGCCAAGAGGGGGUGAAUACUUUCGCAAGCCACUGUAAAUACAAGCCCUGGAAUGAGAAGCUGUUUGCAAACUUUUGACUGGUGCUGUAUAUCAAAUGUGGAAUAAAUUAAAUUGUUUCAAUGGA
This is a messenger RNA of Oncorhynchus keta (chum salmon), 4150 nucleotides long. RefSeq names its product tumor necrosis factor alpha-induced protein 2-like. Lineage: Eukaryota; Metazoa; Chordata; Actinopteri; Salmoniformes; Salmonidae. The transcript has 12 exons. The record is from RefSeq and is a predicted model, not a curated record. Gene Ontology annotation, cellular component: exocyst. The coding region runs from base 115 to 2166 and encodes 683 amino acids. Gene Ontology annotation, biological process: exocytosis; exocyst localization. Gene Ontology annotation, molecular function: SNARE binding.